UAUCCAUAGUACAACAUGCCUACCACUGUUCAUAAAGUAUUAAUGCAUUGCAAAGACAUAAUAAAUUUUGCACUUCUUCCAAUUUGGCAGUUGGGAGAAAAGGCGCACGAAUCCCGAAACAAAGAUAUAAAACGAUAUAGAGAAAGUUAUUCGCGAAAAUUUUGUAGAAUUAAAAACAUGGAGGAUAUUAUUCAUAAUUUGUUAGUAUCUUCCGAUCCAUAUGUAACUAACUUGAGAAAGUUAACUGUUAAAAAAACAGAAACAUAUCCAAAAACUCGGUACGGCCAAUAUUUUGACAAGGUAUGGGAAGACAUGUUCUUUGCUGAUAUCAACAAAGAUAUUAUUUGUCUUCUGUGCGGCUAUAAGCCUAGCAUCGUGAAAAAGUAUAUUUUGGUUCGACAUUAUAAAAAUAAGCAUUCGCAUGAAUAUUCGAACUAUGCGAGUAGUGAUAAAUUCAAUUUAAUCGAAGGAUUGAAACUAGUUUACCAAGAAGGUUCAAAUUCUACUGAAGAAGGUUCUACUUCAAAUUUCAAAACUUCAACUUUAUCAGAAAAAGCUCCUAGAGCUUCGUAUGCAAUUCCAAAUUUAAUCGCAAAAAAUUUAAAACCAUUUUCGGAAGGAACAUUUAUAAAGGAAUACCUUAUCGCAGCAGUAAAGUCAUUUGGGGAUUCAUUGAUCCUUGAACAAGCUGCUGCCACUCCUUUGAGCGCUCAUCCUUAG
Megachile rotundata (alfalfa leafcutting bee) is the source of this 720-nucleotide messenger RNA. RefSeq lists its product as uncharacterized. The record is from RefSeq and is a predicted model, not a curated record. NCBI's taxonomy places the organism in Eukaryota, Metazoa, Arthropoda, Insecta, Hymenoptera, Megachilidae.